CGGGCGAACAGCCACAUCUGAGGUUGGCAGUACCAACGGAGACAGCCAUGAAGUUCUAGUUCCAGGAGUGCAGGACCCCAGGCCCAGGAAAGGGCCGAGCAGGGCGUGUGUACUUGCCCGCCUGCUGGCCUCUCUCCCACGCGACACCUACAAAGGACCAAUUGCGUUGCAAAUGGAGGCCACAGAAAAGAAAAACCGCCAGGCUUCCCCAACUUGCAAGAGGCUCUGAACCCGAGCCUUCCGGCGCACGUGGGACGCAGACCCUCACCAAAGAGCCAAAACCCAGGCGAGAGCACUCGCAGAUGACGUUGCUCCCAUGGCAGCAUUUGCACCAGCAGGCUGCUCUCAGUGGAAAAUGGUGGAGGCUGCUCCCGCCCCAGGAGGGAAAGACACCACCUCCCGGCUGUGGCACCAGAGGCCUGGAACAGCUGCCAGAGCAGGCGGGAAUCCAGGGACCGAGGAGAGAGUGACUUCCAUUUCUAUCUGGUUCACGUCUGGGGGGGCCCUGGCCGGGCAGCCCCCCCACAUUUCUCCUGCCCCGAAACACGGCUCUAGCCAACCUGCUUCGCUGCUUCACCUGCGACCGACUGUGUGGGGGCUGCACGGCGCCAGCCCCUCCAGCCCGCCAGGGCAUCGUCCUCCAGCCCGUCAUGCCCAGCUGCGACCCGGGCCCGGGCCCUGCCUGCCUCCCCGCCAAGACGUUCCGCAGCUACCUGCCUCGUUGCCACCGCACCUACAGCUGCGUCCACUGCCGUGCGCACCUGGCCAAACACGAUGAGCUUAUUUCCAAGUCUUUCCAAGGGAGCCAUGGCCGAGCCUACCUGUUUAACUCCGUGGUCAACGUGGGCUGUGGACCAGCCGAACAGCGCCUCCUGCUCACGGGGCUCCACUCGGUAGCUGAUAUUUUCUGCGAGAGCUGCAAAACCACGCUGGGCUGGAAAUACGAGCAGGCUUUUGAGACGAGCCAGAAGUACAAGGAGGGGAAGUACAUCAUUGAAAUGUCACACAUGGUGAAGGACAACGGCUGGGACUGAGGGGCUCAGGCAGGCUGUGCCCUUCCUCCGCAUGCCCACCCUCCCCGCACCCGUCCCCGGGCCCUGCCAAGCAGUCCAUACCAGCAUGAGUACUGCCCCACCCCUGGGGGGAACCCAGCUCCCGGCACCUCUCCCCCGCCUCCACCUCAUCACCCCCAGGCCCCUUUGGAACAGGGGUCUGGGGUACCCCAGGGGUGUUCAAGGCUCAGGAGUGGGCAGCAGUCAGGGAGAGCCAAGGGGAUGGUUGCGGGUUCUUCUAGCCCUAAGAUCCUGAAAAUGGAGGUGAGGGCAGGGCGGAGAUCAGGCAGAGGACCAAGGGAGGACCCGUUUCUGCCCCAAACUCUUUUUGAGUGAACGGAGGACAAGUUUUGAGGCAUGGGGCUGGUAGAUCCCAGCCCACAGAAUAGCAGGUGAGAAGGGGCUCGAGUUGGGAGAGAAAUUUUGGUCUCAGACACUGCGACACACUGGAGUCUCUGAGGGUGAAGUUUCCCACCCCUGUUUGUAGGAGAAAGCAUUUGGGGGUGGAAGGAAAGAAAUCCCAGAUCCCAGGCCCUGGGAAAUGAAAGAAUCACAGGGGUUUCCAUUUUACUCCACUUGUUAGUUUAUCUUGGCACUAAAGAGGCACUUUCGAGUACGUGACUUUCGCCACGGGGUGGGGUGGGAGAAGCUGCCGCUGGAACAGCCCCCACCCCCCACUGGCCGUUUCCAGAGCGAGCAGUCCGUACGGGCAUUCUGAGGCCCAGCCACUGCUCCCUGGGACCCAGUCCCUUGGAGGGGAGGUGGGACAUCAGUGCCACGGGGCCAGGCUUCCUCGUGGCUGCCACCAGCGAACGAAACUUUUGUAUGAUACAUAAAGUGUUUGGGUCUAUUUUUAAUAAAAAGGGGAAAAGCAACCGUGAGGCACUCUCUCCUCUUGACUUUGCUUCCCAUGCACAGACCUUAACUUAUACUAUUCUGUCACACUCCCCCAGUACCUGUCCCUUUAGGCCACUAGAGGGCAGCAAUUGCUUUGUCUGUGUCGAGACCCCACUUGAGCCCUCACCAGGGGGAUGGGUCUUCAGGUGAGGUUUGCUUAGUGAAGCGAGGGCUUUUGUGAGCAGUGUUUCCAAAGGGGGCAACCAAAACAGCGCCUCUUCCAGAGCCCUUGACAAUGAAUCAGGUAUUGCCUGGAUCCAGGAUUGGGCACCUGGAAGAGGCUCACCCCUGAACAAGGGUGUUCUUGGGUCCUAUUGCCUUUCAGCCUGGACUUGGAAUGUUUGGGUCAGCUCAUGGCCACACUCGAGGCUGAAAGGAAAAUCGAUCGAGCAAGGCAGCUUGAUCCAAAGUGGAACUGAACAGCUCAAGAUGGCAGCCAUCAGUGCAACCAUGUGACCCACGUGCAUUUUCGGGGCAGUGAUGUGAAAUUCCCAUUGUUGUUGGGUCACUGACAACUGCAGGGAGGACUGUACACAUCAUAAAAAUCACCUUUUGUAAGCUA
Molecule: messenger RNA, 2511 nt
Organism: Leopardus geoffroyi (Geoffroy's cat)
Lineage: Eukaryota; Metazoa; Chordata; Mammalia; Carnivora; Felidae
Gene: YPEL4
Product: yippee like 4
Exons: 5
Coding region: 651-1034 (127 amino acids)
Source: RefSeq, a predicted model, not a curated record